This is a messenger RNA of Striga hermonthica, 1134 nucleotides long. The record is from the annotation of a GenBank genome assembly. NCBI's taxonomy places the organism in Eukaryota, Viridiplantae, Streptophyta, Magnoliopsida, Lamiales, Orobanchaceae.
AUGGCGGCCACCAUUGACGCGCUAAUUUGCACGACAGCAUUUCUCUUGUUAACCCUCACGGCCCCGUCUCCUUCCCACGCCACCCGCCACCGAUCUCCUCCGAUCAAAGGCAUCUACUACCCGUCGUGGGCCCGCUGGACUCUCCCUCCUUCCUCCAUCGACACGACCCUCUUCACGCACGUCUUCUAUGCAUUCCUCACCCCCAACCCCCUCACCUUCGAGUUCGACAACAUCCCUCCAUCCGACGCCCUCUUCAUCACCAACUUCACCUCCGAACUCCGCCCGCAUGUCCAGACCUUAUUCUCCGUGGGCGGCGCAUCCGAGGGCCCCUCCCUCUUCUCCCGGAUGGCCUCGGCGCCCUCCUCCCGCGCCGCCUUCAUCCGCUCCAGCAUACGAACCGCACGAGAGCUUGGCUUCCAUGGGAUCGAUCUCGACUGGGAGUUCCCUCAGAACGCAGCCGACAUGGACAACUUGUCGGCCCUGCUCGACGAGUGGCGCGCGGCCGUCCGUGCCGAAGCUGGGCCGGGCCGGGCCCCGCUCCUCCUGACGGCGGCCGUGUACUACGCGGCGGACGGGUUUUUGUCCGGGGCGCCCCGCGUGUACCCGGCGAGGUCGGUGGCUCGGAAUCUGGACUUUGUGAACGUGAUGAAUUACGACUACAGGGGCGGGUGGGACACGAGUGCCACGGGGGCUCACGCCGCGCUGUUCGAUCCGCGGAGCAACGUGAGCACGAGCCGAGGGCUGGGGUCGUGGGUGAGGGCGGGUGUGCCCAGGGGGAAGGUGGUGAUGGGGAUGCCGUUGUAUGGGAGGACGUGGCGGCUGAGGGACCCGGCAGUGGCUAGUGGGAUAGGGGCGCCAGCAGUGGGGGUGGGGCCAGGAGAAGGAGUUCUGAGGUAUGCAGAGGUGGUGGAGUUCAACAGGGAGCGCCGGGCGCGGGUUGUGUACGACCGGGAGACAGUGUCGGUUUACUCGGUGGCGGGGAGCGAUUGGGUCGGGUACGAUGAUGUCAGGUCCGUGCGUGUGAAAGUUGGCUACGCCCGGGGGAUGGGGCUGGGCGGCUACUUCUUUUGGGCGGCCAACGGUGAUUACCAGUGGACAAUUUCACGGGCAGCUUCGCAACUAUGGUCUUCCUAA